Molecule: messenger RNA, 1113 nt
Organism: Aureobasidium musti
Lineage: Eukaryota; Fungi; Ascomycota; Dothideomycetes; Dothideales; Saccotheciaceae
Source: the annotation of a GenBank genome assembly
AUGAAUAUGGCGGUGGCAGAAACAUCGCAUCANCAAAAGCCGAACCUACGUUGGGAUGCUCUCACACCUACCAUCAUCACAACCACACUGGCAACGGCCGUAGUGAUAUUGAGACUGGUUGUACGAUGCAAAUUUGUCAAGGCUGUGGGCUUUGAUGAUUUUGUCAUCAUGGUGUCGCUUGUAAAACCAAGCUUACAAAUCUUCAGNUUCCUUUCCUGGGUCGUCCUUGGUCUUACCGUGGCCAUGGUUGUGACAGGGUUUGGCAGCUACGCCUGGACUAACCCUCUUGAUUUGCAUGCUGCGACAGCCAAACUCUUCCUCAGUUGGAACGUCCUCUAUGUCGUCCUGAUACAUGUCACCAAAGCUUCGAUCCUGACUCAAUACUUGCGCAUCUUCCCCACUCGUACAAUGCGACGAUUGACAUGGCUGCUCUUCGCCGCUCUGGUGCCUUCUGUACUCUGGGGUGUCUUUGCUUCCAUCUUCUUCUGUGAUCCAGUCAGGAAGGUCUGGCGACCGAUGGUACCUGGCAAGUGUCUGAGCACGAGGACGUAUUGGGUGAGUGUCACGGCUGUGAAUAUUGUGCUUGACUUUGCAGUGCUGGCAUUACCAAUGCCAGUCAUUUCACGCUUGAAACUACCUAAAAGGCAGAAGAUUGCGUUGGUAGGCGUAUUUCUGUUGGGUUUCUUCACCUGCGCAGUAUCGGUUGUCAGACUUGUGCUGGUGCACAACGCAUACGCUCGACACGACUUUACAGCAUCCUCAGCAGAAGCAGUAACAUGGUCAAUGGUCGAAGCCAACGUCGGCAUAAUAUGCGCUUCUCUUCUCGCCUUGAAGCCACUCAUUACCUACUUCUUCCCUCAAGCCACNAAAGAACGUCAGCCACCUCGGUGGAGCUUGACACUCAACACGGUGCCCACAGCCGAAGCUUCCGAGCCUGAUGCAGAAAAGGGCAGGGUCGAACAGGAAGAGCCAGCUGCUCCGAGAUGCAUGUCGAGCACAGAUAGGCUGGAGAAGAUAACGGAAGAGCUUGAAGACUCUGACGAGUUGACACUGGUUGGGACACGACAGAGUUACAUGAACUCGGACAUGAAGAGGGAGAGGACUGGAAGUUGA